Molecule: messenger RNA, 2098 nt
Organism: Planococcus citri (citrus mealybug)
Lineage: Eukaryota; Metazoa; Arthropoda; Insecta; Hemiptera; Pseudococcidae
Product: beta-catenin-like protein 1
Exons: 11
Coding region: 226-1959 (577 amino acids)
Cellular component (GO): spliceosomal complex
Source: RefSeq, a predicted model, not a curated record
UCUAGGUAAAUAGGUAUCGUGUCUGAGUUUGUGGUUCUAUGUAAUAUUUGUGAUUGAUAAGUGUUUUUGUGUUUUAAACACAAGUUGUCAUAAACUAGUUUUGGUAUUUGGUAUUGAGCUAUUAAAUUUUACAUAACAGUACAGCGAAAUGUUCAUCAUUUGGAGUAUAUUUUGAUCCCUAAUAGUUCAAGAUACAAUUCGCUUUUAUCUUACAGCCGCUGAGAAAUGGAUAUUGGCGAGCUCCUGAAUUACAAACCGGCGGUAACGCCGAAACGACCCUUGACAGGAGAUCGUUCAAUACCUGAUGAAGAAGGCACUGAUUAUGAGAGUAAACGUAAACAGCGAAGAAUUGAAAAGAUAAGGGAAGCCGAAGAAGCUAGAUACAGAGAGCAUAUAUUACGCGAAGAACGCCAGCAAGACAUUAAAAUUAAGCAGGAAAGCGAAGAAGAAAAAACCAACGAAGUUAUUCAACAAAUAUUAGAAGAAGAAUCGACAGAAAGCGAUGUUAUCGACGAAUUUACUCUCAAAAAGAUGGUACUUCUAUUUGAAAAGCGUACUUUGAAAAAUCAAGAAAUGCGGAUUAAAUUUGUAGACACUCCCGAGAAAUUUAUGGAAUCAGAAAUUGAACUUCACGAAGCCGUACAAGAACUUCAUGCUUUAGCUACAGUUCCUGAUUUAUACCCCAUUCUUGUCCAAUUACAAGCAAUUCCUUCGCUUUUAGAUUUACUAUCGCAUGAGAAUACGGACAUAUCGGUAGCCGUUGUAGAUUUAUUACAGGAAUUAACUGACGUUGAUAUAAUGCACGAAAGCACAGAAGGUGCGAAUUGUCUAAUCGAGGCUCUAUUUAAAAAUGAAAUUUGCGCUUUACUUGUUCAAAAUUUGGAAAGACUCGACGAAUCGGUCAAAGAAGAAAGCGACGGAGUUCAUAAAUCUUUAGCGAUUUUCGAAAAUUUGAUAGAAUUCGUUCCAGAAAAGGUACCGGAAAUAGGAAAACAAGGUUUAAUGACCUGGCUGUUGAAACGACUCAAGGCAAAAAUACCUUUCGACCAAAAUAAAUUAUACGCUAGUGAAAUUCUUUCAAUUUUGCUCCAACAGUCGAAAGAAAAUAGAGAACUGUUUGGAGAUGCGGACGGAGUCGAUAUAAUUUUACAACAGUUGGCGUUUUUCAAGAGACACGAUCCUGGUUCGAGCGAAGAAGAAGAAAUGAUGGAAAAUUUAUUCAAUAGUUUAUGCGCUAGUUUGAUAGAAAAACAAAAUCGUGAUAAAUUUUUGAAAGGAGAAGGAUUGCAACUGAUGAAUUUGAUGCUGAGAGAGAAAAAACUCAGCAGAAAUGGAUCUUUGAAAGUAUUAAAUCAUUCGAUGUCCGGUCAACACGGAGGUGACAACUGCACCAAGUUUGUCGACAUUCUUGGACUUCGAACAAUUUUUCCUUUGUUCAUGAAAACUCCGAAGAAAAAUAAGAAACGCACCAUUACCGUAGAAGAACACGAAGAACAUGUUUUAUCCAUCAUAGCCAGUUUAUUGAGACAUUGUCGUGGAACUCAACGGCAACGAUUAAUGAACAAAUUCACCGAAAAUGAUCAUGAAAAAGUAGAUCGUUUAUUAGAACUGCAUUUUAAAUAUUUAGAUAAAGUCGAACUAAUUGAUAGAGAAGUCGAAAGAAUGGCGAGAGAUGAAGAUACAACUGAAGAAGACUUUGAAAAUGAAAUUUACUUCAGACGAUUGGACGGUGGUUUGUAUACUUUACAGUUGAUCGAUUACAUUAUAUUGGACAUCUGUACUGUCGGCCCGGCUUCCAUUAAACAACGUGCUAUUCAAAUUUUGAAUUUGAAAGGAGGAUCUUUGAAAACUAUCAGACAGAUAAUGAGAGAAUAUGCUGGAAAUAUUGGGGAAACUGGCAGCGCAGAAUGGCAAGCCGAAGAAAGAGAGCACGUGUUGCAGUUGAUCGAUAAAUUCUAACUAAGGAAAGCAUUUUUAUACUUCCGAUAUAAUCUGAGAACCACUCGAAUCGAGUGAAUGAGUUCAUCUUGUAAAUUUGAUAAUCUUUUAUUUUUCGUGUAAUUACAUAUUAAAAUACAGUUGUUCCAACACUGGGAAA